CGGAGCGCGGCCGCGGAGCGCAUGGAGCGGCGGCGGUGGGUGCCCCUGGCCCUGCUGGGGCUGGGGUUGUGCUGGGCGGCGGCGGCCGAGCGCCACACCGUCUUCUGGAACAGCUCCAACCCCCGGUUCCUGGCGAGCGACUACACGGUGGAGGUGCGUCUCAACGACUACCUGGAUAUUAUCUGCCCCCACUACGAGGAGGGGAGCGUGGACCCCCGCGCCAUGGAGCGCUACACGCUCUACCUGGUGGAGCCCGAGGAGUUCCAGGCCUGCAAGCCCCGAUCCAAGGAGCAGAUCCGUUGGGAAUGCAACAAACCCAGCGCCUUGCACGGCCCGGAGAAGUUCUCGGAGAAGUUCCAGCGUUUCACCCCCUUCACGCUGGGCAAGGAGUUCAAAGAGGGGCACAGCUACUACUACAUCUCCAAGCCCAUUCACCACCACGGCGAAGCGUGCCUGAAGCUGAAGGUGACGGUGGCUGGCAAAGGCACUCAGGCACCGCCUGCCCCGGCUGCUACCCCGAGGGGGAGGAUCCAGGCAGACGACGCGGCUGCCCAUGUGCUGAGGAGCGUGGGGCAGAACUCGGCCAUGCGGGGCAGCAGCCCCUUCACCUUCGUCAGCCUCCUCCUGCCCCUCCUGGUGCCGCAGGGGCUGUGAGCCGACCCCCCCCCACGGGGCCCGGAUGGACCAAGGCUGUGGCGGAUGCUGGGGACCCCCCCUGUGUCUUGGGGCGCGCCGUGGGGCGGGCUGAGGAAAGGAUUUGUCAGUAUUAGAGGGCCCAGAGGGGCCAGUAGCCCGAGCCCUGGGCCACCCUGGCUUCCCCGGCCCUUGCCGGGGACUGAGUGCCACCGAGGGGCUGCGUGCCCGGACCGGAGGGGCGCGGGGGGCUGGCACCCCCGCCCCGGGAGCUGAGACCGUGGGGUGUCUGUCUCUCCCCUGUGGGCUCGGACUGUGACGUGUCCCGCAGGCGGGGAUGCGGUGCUGGCCCUGUGGCCGCCGGGUGCCAACGGUGCCCUGGGGCUGUUGUCCCUUGGCGUCACCUGGCUCCGAGAGCCUGGAUGUGCUCCAUAUUUUUUUUUCUUUUUUUUUUUUUUCCGGCAGCUACGGAUCGGGGCCAUGGAACCCCCCCCCUUUUCCCCAUCCCUUGUCCCACUCAAAGGGGGACAGAGAGAGCUGCCCCCCCCCCCCUUCCCCUCUGCAGGGUGCCAGAGGGGCCCCCCGCUGUUCCACCAGCACCCUGCGCGGGGUGUUUCGUCCCCCUCC
This is a messenger RNA of Chroicocephalus ridibundus (black-headed gull), 1260 nucleotides long. RefSeq names its product ephrin A1 (gene EFNA1). Gene Ontology annotation, biological process: ephrin receptor signaling pathway; axon guidance. The transcript is spliced from 5 exons. The coding region runs from base 22 to 654 and encodes 210 amino acids. The record is from RefSeq and is a predicted model, not a curated record. NCBI's taxonomy places the organism in Eukaryota, Metazoa, Chordata, Aves, Charadriiformes, Laridae. Gene Ontology annotation, molecular function: ephrin receptor binding. Gene Ontology annotation, cellular component: plasma membrane.